AUGGUCGAACGACUGCACCGACAGUUGAAGGCUGCACUCAUCGCUCGCAACGCCCAAACUUCAUGGGUUGACGAGCUUCCCCUCGUGAUGCUCGGCAUACGCUCGGCCAUUAAAGAAGACCUCGGGUGCACUGCAGCUGAAAUGGUGUAUGGCACGUCCCUUCGCCUCCCUGGUGAAUUCUUCGACCCGGCUCCUGCCCCCGACCUGUCACCGCCAGACUACAUCGAGUGGCUUCGGCACCUGUGUCAACGUCUGCAACCAACGCCCGCAAGACAACCGUCUAACUACGAUGUCUUCGUAAGCAGAGACCUUGCUUCAUCAAGUCACGUCUUUGUGCGACGCAAAGACAUCCGGACAUCUCUUACGGCACCGUACGAAAGCCCUUUCAAGGUGCUUGGGCGUACCGACAAGACCUUCACUUUGAGAGUAAACGGCCGCACGGACGUUGUAGCGAUCGACCGCGUAAAACCUGCGUACAUGCCGAACUCAUCUGUUUCGGUUUCGCUUCCCGAGAGUUAA
Messenger RNA from Dermacentor silvarum, 519 nucleotides. RefSeq lists its product as uncharacterized. Bases 1 to 519 code for a protein of 172 amino acids. Gene Ontology annotation, molecular function: nucleic acid binding. The transcript has a single exon. NCBI's taxonomy places the organism in Eukaryota, Metazoa, Arthropoda, Arachnida, Ixodida, Ixodidae. The record is from RefSeq and is a predicted model, not a curated record.